GGCAGGGCUGCAGAGGCUCUGGGGUGCCUGCAGCCUGUCGGCCGGCUGGGACUCAGUCCGGGACACUUAUCUCCAGCAGCCGGUCCCUGCCUGCAGCCUGUCGCUCCUCUUCUGCUGGACACUCGGGGGGAGGACACUUGCUGAGUGGCUGAGCCAGCCACAGAAACUGUUGUCCUCCCUCCCUGCGUCCCUGGGACCCCCCAAGCCCCCAGCAUGGAGGAGAGUGGGGACUUCGACAACUACUACGGAGGGGACAACCAGUCGGAGUGUGAGUACGCGGAGUGGAAGUCGUCGGGGGCGCUCAUCCCUGCCAUCUACCUGCUGGUCUUCCUGCUGGGCACCACGGGCAACGGCCUGGUGCUCUGGACCGUGUUCCGGACCAGCCGCGAGAAGCGGCGCUCGGCCGACGUCUUCAUCGCCAGCCUGGCCGUGGCCGACCUGACCUUCGUGGUGACCUUGCCGCUGUGGGCCACCUACACCUACCGAGACUACGACUGGCCCUUCGGCACGUUCGCCUGCAAGCUCAGCAGCUAUCUCAUCUUCGUCAACAUGUACGCCAGCGUCUUCUGCCUCACGGGCCUGAGCUUCGACCGCUACCUGGCCAUCGUGCGGCCCGUGGCCAACGCCCGGCUGCGGCUGCGGGUGAGCGGGGCCGUGGCCACGGCCGUGCUCUGGGUGCUGGCCGCCCUGCUGGCCGUGCCCGUCCUGGUCUUCCGGGCCACCGGCGACCUGGAGAACAGGACCCGGGUGCAGUGCUACAUGGACUACUCCCUGGUGGCCGGCCCCAACUAUGAGUGGGCCUGGGAGGUGGGCCUGGGCGUGUCGUCCACCGCCGUGGGCUUCGUGGUGCCCUUCACCGUCAUGCUCACGUGCUACUUCUUCAUCGCCCAGACCAUCGCUGGCCACUUCCGCAAGGAGCGCAUCGAGGGCCUGCGUAAGCGCCGGCGGCUACUCAGCAUCAUCGUGGUGCUGGUGGUCACCUUCGCCCUCUGCUGGAUGCCCUACCACCUGGUGAAGACCCUCUACAUGCUGGGCAGCCUGCUGCACUGGCCCUGCGACUUCGACCUCUUCCUCAUGAACGUCUUCCCCUACUGCACCUGCAUCAGCUACGUCAACAGCUGUCUCAACCCUUUCCUCUACGCCUUCUUUGACCCCCGCUUCCGCCAGGCCUGCACGUCCAUGCUGUGCUGUGGCCACCGGGGCCGCUGCGGGGCCGUCGCCCACAGCAGCAGCGGAGACAAGUCCGGCAGCUACUCUUCUGGCCACAGCCAGGGUCCCGGGCCCCACGCCGGGAAGGGCAGGGAGCAGACGCAGGAGAAAUCCCUGCCCUACAGCCAAGAGACGUUGGUGGUGGACUAG
Messenger RNA from Sorex fumeus (smoky shrew), 1359 nucleotides. RefSeq names its product apelin receptor (gene APLNR). Gene Ontology annotation, cellular component: membrane. The record is from RefSeq and is a predicted model, not a curated record. Gene Ontology annotation, molecular function: G protein-coupled receptor activity. The transcript has a single exon. Gene Ontology annotation, biological process: immune response; G protein-coupled receptor signaling pathway. Bases 214 to 1359 code for a protein of 381 amino acids. Lineage: Eukaryota; Metazoa; Chordata; Mammalia; Eulipotyphla; Soricidae.